Messenger RNA from Armigeres subalbatus, 2160 nucleotides. RefSeq lists its product as uncharacterized. The record is from RefSeq and is a predicted model, not a curated record. The coding region runs from base 1 to 2160 and encodes 719 amino acids. Gene Ontology annotation, molecular function: nucleic acid binding; zinc ion binding. The transcript has a single exon. NCBI's taxonomy places the organism in Eukaryota, Metazoa, Arthropoda, Insecta, Diptera, Culicidae.
AUGGCGAAUCCAUCUGCUGCUGCGGCCGGCGGUGCUACGGGCCUUCCAACCGGUGGUACAACUGGUCUUCCUGUCGGUAGUUCAACGAGUCAUCCCGUCGGUGGCGUUGCUACCAUGCCGGCUACGUUUUCGUUUGAGCCAUUCAACCCUGCUACAUUGAAAUUCGACCGAUGGUUGGAGAGGCUGGAAAUUUCUUUUCGGAUUUACCAUGUUCAGGCAACCGACAGACGCGAUUACCUACUCCACUACAUGGGCGGUGCCACAUACGACGUACUUUGUAAUAAGCUGAAAAGGGCCGCACCACACACCAAAACCUACGGCGAAAUCGUAACACUUCUGAAGGAUCAUUUCAGCCCGGAUCCUCUAGAAAUUCUGGAAAAUUUCAAGUUCGCCAGUCGCAAGCAACUAGAUCACGAGUCUUUGAGUGACUAUUUGAUGGAUUUGGAGAAGCUCGCUCAAACGUGCAACUUCGAAGAUCAUCUGGACAAAGCCCUGAGGAACCAAUUCGUCUUUGGCAUCCGGAAUCGUGUGAUACAGUUGCGGUUACUGGAAGUUCGCAACUUAACCCUGGCGAAGGCGAAAGAAAUUGCGUUUGGCAUGGAAAUGUCUCAUCGUGGAACCGACGAGAUGCAUGGAUCCCGAUCAAAGAACGAGGUGCAGCACAUAGAACAUGGAUCCAAGAAAGCGAGAAAGAAGAAUGCGUUCCAGCCGGCUAGUCAAAUUAGUUCGAAUAGAAGUUCCAUCCAGACCGGCAAACGAGACGGACAGAAGAAGCACUGUUACCGCUGCGGAGAUGCUGAACAUUUCGCGGACAAAUGCAAGCACAAGGCCACUGUCUGCAACCACUGCAAGAAGAAGGGGCAUCUGGAGAAGGUGUGCCAGUCUAAGCUCAAGGAGAAGAGGGGCACCGAUGGCGCACACCACUUGGAAGAACCUUGCGUUAUUAAGGACGUAUUCCAUCUACAUGCGGUUCGAGGUCUUGCUGGUAAGUUUCUUUUGGAUUUGACGAUCAAUCACAAAGAGUUAACAUUCGAAGUUGACACCGGCUCUCCUGUAUCCCUUAUUAAUGUACGAGACAAACGACAAUACUUUUACGACUUGGAAAUCCUUCCUACAACUACACGGCUAGUAAGCUACUGCGAUAAUGAUAUCGGUGUACUCGGUAAGAUUAUGGUUAAAGUUGUUGCAAAUGGUGAGGAGCUUACGUUGCCCCUGCACAUUGCGGAAUCCAGCAGGCACCCCUUGCUGGGCCGCGAUUGGUUGCUCGCAUUGAAGUUGGAUUUCAAUCGCGUUUUUAGACCCGGUACACAUUCGGUUUCCUAUUGUGGCGACAAUGAUCAAUCCACCGCCACUGCGUUAAAUGAUUUGCUCAAAAAAUUUUCAUAUGUUUUCGAAGGACGUGUAGGUAAAAUUGAGGGGAUUCAAGCUUCGCUGACGGUUCGAAAAGAUUCAAGGCCAGUUUACGUGAAGGCCAGAGCAGUACCGUUUGCAGUGCGCGACGCAGUCGAUAAGGAGAUCGACGCGUUUGUCAGUGAGGGCAUCUGGGAAAGGGUGAAGCAUGCGGAGUGGGCCACUCCUGUCGUUCCAGUAAAAAAGUCUGGGGGUAGAGUACGGUUGUGCGGAGAUUAUAAAAUCACUUUGAACCCGCAUCUGCUUGUCGAUGACCAUCCGUUUCCCACUGCUGAAGAACUGUUUGCUACCGUUGCAGGAGGAGAGACGUUCUCUAAGUUAGUCUUGUCUCAGGCUUAUUUGCAACUGAAGGUUCGCCCAGAGGACAGGGAUUUGCUGACGUUGAGCACUCAUAGAGGCCUGUUCUGUCCUACGAGGCUCAUGUACGGUGUCGCUUCCGCCCCAGCUAUUUUUCAGCGGUUAAUGGAGGAAAUACUUCAGGGUAUCCUUGGGGUUACCGUCUUCAUCGACGACAUUCGCGUUACCGGUCCUGAUAAUCAAACGCACUUGCGUAGACUAGAAGAAGUAUUCAGAAGGCUAAGUAAAUACAAUCUACGCGUUAAUAGGGAGAAGUGCGAAUUUUUCUCGAAUCGUAUCGAUUAUUGCGGUUACAUGGUAGAUAAAGCUGGGAUACACAAGCUUCGCUAUAAGAUCGACGCCAUUCAGAACAUGCCGGUUCCUAAAACAAGGAUCAAGUUCGAUCCUUCGUAG